AUGCGAUGGAGAGCAAGGGAGAAUGGGGAGUGGGGUCGAUGCGGGUUUGAGGAACCUGCACCCGCGUGCUUUGGUGCUUGGCUUGCAGGGAUUAGCGUGUGUGAGUCAGAAGGCCGAGAUUUUGUGGGGCUAAAGAAACGGAAUGGGGAGAGUGAGCGAGGGCGAGAAGAUUUUUGGGAGGAAGCGGAAGAGGAGGAGGAGGAGGACGAGGACGAGGAGGAGGAAGAGGAGGAGGAGGAGGAGGAGGAUGAGGAGGAGGAGGAGGAGGAGGAGGAGGAGGAGGAGGAGGAGGAGGAGGAGGAGGAGGAGGAGGAGGGGGAGGAGGAAGAGGAGGAGGAGGAAGGGGAGGAGGAGGAGGAAGAGGAGGAGGAGGAAGAUGAUGAGGAGGGUGUGGGCUGA
Messenger RNA from Closterium sp. NIES-65, 399 nucleotides. The record is from the annotation of a GenBank genome assembly. NCBI's taxonomy places the organism in Eukaryota, Viridiplantae, Streptophyta, Zygnematophyceae, Desmidiales, Closteriaceae.